Messenger RNA from Periophthalmus magnuspinnatus, 2958 nucleotides. It is a transcript of the gene acvr1l, whose product is annotated as activin A receptor, type 1 like. Gene Ontology annotation, cellular component: BMP receptor complex; plasma membrane. The record is from RefSeq and is a predicted model, not a curated record. Gene Ontology annotation, molecular function: transforming growth factor beta receptor activity, type I; ATP binding; SMAD binding. Gene Ontology annotation, biological process: transforming growth factor beta receptor signaling pathway; dorsal/ventral pattern formation; cellular response to growth factor stimulus. Lineage: Eukaryota; Metazoa; Chordata; Actinopteri; Gobiiformes; Gobiidae. The coding region runs from base 167 to 1681 and encodes 504 amino acids. The transcript has 10 exons.
GUGCAGACAGCAGGCGGUGGGCGGGGUUUAGGGCGCUGGGUGCUGCUCCUCUCCUCUCCCUCCGAGAACAACAACACGACCCCGGGCUUUCCUUCCACCGCGAUGCCCCCGUCUCCUCACGCCGGGCGAUGAGCUAGUUCCCCCCGGGGGCCGCAGUGCCGUGAAGAUGGGAGUGUGCAGUGUCCCUGUGCUUCUGCUCCUGCUGCAGGUCCUGUACAUAUCAGCUGAGGACACGGAUGGUCCGGUGGUUUGCGCGUGUGAUCGGUGCCAGGGGGUCGUGGAGUGCCGCGGCGCCCGCUGCUUCUCCUCGGUCAAACUGGAGGGCGGCGCCGCUCUGUUCGAACGCGGCUGUCUGAAGAAUGACCAGCAGACACUCCUUCAGUGCUCCACCUCCCCCUCCCUCAACAAGGCCAUCCUCUGCUGUGCCACCAACCUGUGCAACAGCAACACCACCCGCGGAGCUCUCAUGGCUCUGCUGCCGUCAGCUCCAGAGGGCGAGCCGGUUCCCUAUCGUGUGGAGACUCUGGCCCUGUUCAUCCUGGCUCCUGUUCUGGUCCUGGUGUUGCUGUCUGUAGUGUCUAUCCUGGCCUGUAGGAGGCUCCACCAUGGCCGGCUGCAGAGGCUACAGGAGUUUGACACUGAGCAGGGCACCAUAGACGGACUCAUUUCCUCCAAUGUGGGGGACAGCACACUAGCGGAUUUGUUGGACCACUCGUGCACUUCGGGGAGCGGCUCUGGCCUUCCCUUCCUCGUCCAGAGAACUGUUGCCAGGCAGAUCAGUCUGGUGGAGUGCGUGGGUAAAGGCAGGUAUGGGGAGGUGUGGAGGGGCCAGUGGCAGGGCGAGAACGUGGCAGUGAAAAUCUUCUCGUCCCGGGAUGAAAAGUCCUGGUUCAGGGAGACGGAAAUCUACAACACAGUGCUGCUCCGGCACGACAACAUCCUGGGCUUCAUGGCGUCGGAUAUGACCUCUCGGAACUCCAGCACACAGCUGUGGCUCAUCACGCAUUACCAUGAGAACGGCUCGCUCUACGACUACUUGCAGCGCGUUGCCGUGGAGACGUCGGAGGGGCUGGCCAUGGCAGCGUCCGUGGCAAAUGGUUUGGUGCACCUGCACACGGAGAUCUUUGGCACGGAGGGCAAACCGGCCAUAGCUCACAGAGAUCUGAAGAGCAAGAACAUACUGGUGACAAAGGAUCUGCGCUGCUGCAUCGCUGACCUGGGUCUGGCAGUGACCCACUCGCAGGCGGACAACCUCUUGGACGUGGGCAACAACCCGAAAGUGGGCACCAAACGCUACAUGGCCCCAGAGGUCCUAGACGAGAGCAUCCAGACGGACUGCUUCGACGCCUACAAGAGGGUGGACAUCUGGGCGUUUGGGCUGGUGCUGUGGGAGAUCGCCCGGCGCACCUAUAGCAACGGUAUCGUAGAAGAAUACAAGCCUCCGUUCUACGACCAGGUGCCAAACGACCCGAGCUUCGAGGACAUGAGGAAGGUGGUGUGUGUGGAGCAGCAGAGGCCUUUCAUCCCCAACCGCUGGUUCUCAGACCCUACUCUUUCGGCCUUGGUGAAGCUGAUGAAAGAAUGCUGGUACCAGAACCCGUCGGCGCGCCUCACUGCCCUACGUAUCAAGAAGACUCUGGAUAAGAUCUACAGCUCUUUGGAGAAAGGCAAAGAAUCCUGAAAACCGCUCCCCAAUGUGGCUCCUAACAUGGACCUAAAGGAGGACCACAAACUAUCAACCUAAUUUUACUGUCCAGGCAUUUUUGGUACCUUACACCAUCAUUGCCAUCUUCCCUUGUCUUAAAAUACCAUGUUCUUCUCGAAACUUGACGCCUAUAACGGACUGCCUUAGACCCUGGAAUGGCUCUGGUUUUCCAAAGUUUGUGAUGGUAAUGGCAUUAUGCUCAAAGACAAUCAACCUACACAUGCCAAGAAAUGCCACAAUAUCAAAUGUUCACUUACAAAGGAAAAAGCCAAUAGGAUUUAACUUAAAAAACACAUAUUAUGCAUUCUUGUGGCUUUAAUCGUCUUUUAAACAAGCAUUUAGACACCGUGGGAUUAGUAUUUCACAUUUUCUAACUAUAAUAAAGUCUACAUUGGAAUCUUUAUCGUGAUUUCCAAUGAGGUAUUUAGAUGUUGGAGCUUUCUCUGCUGUCAGCAACCGGAAUGAAUAGUCAGAAUGUGAACUGAUGCCCUUAAACACCAUGAAUGCUACGCUGUUGGAUCCAUGUGUUUGUUGUCAACACAAUCUGAAUGCAAAACAAUUCCAGUGAUGCCUUAUGGGUUGAAAAACUGAACAAGAAAAGUUCAGAUUUUUACUUAUGACGCAACAAAACUGGCAAAAUUCAAACUGAACAUUUUUGAGUGCUCAGAGAAGACAACUUUGGAUUAAAUAACGAAACAAGCGUGAAUGAAAUAAAAUGUAACUCCAGAUGUUUUUGAUGAGGGGACAACAGUGUAAAAUGGGUAAAAGCUCAAAAAAGUUUGCAUAAUAUGUGUUCCUUAAUCAUUUUAGAAUCUGGAGAAAACAAAAAUGCCGCUGGUACUACACUGCUGAGUAUAUGUGGAUUUUAACGGUGCGAUUGUAUCCAUAGAAAUAACACUGACAUUACAGCAGGUUUAUGAUGGGGAUUUGUAAAAAGUAUAUAUAUUGGUGGUGCUUGGUGGUACAUACGUGUAAUUUGCCAGGUUUUAGACAGAGGAAGCACUUGCGUAUAGGAAUUUGCCUGUAUUAUAGAUGUAUUGCUGUAAGGAAAAGGAACGAUGGUAUUAAGAUGUAGCAGCCUGACCCAGACUCAUCCCAAUGACUGUGCACAAGUUGCCUGCUGCAUUCUAUCCAAAACACUACGUCGACUGGAGUUACAUGUUUCAAAGUGAGAAAGUUGCCUAAGUGUGUGGUUCUGUUUGAGAAAAUGUUGCUGUUUUUUAUAUGUAAUAAAUAUUUACUGCACUCUUAGG